AAUAAAUUAAUCUUAAAUAAAUCAUGUUUUGUCCGUACAAAAACUCGUAUUUACAACUGGUAUGUGCCAUGAACCCAAAAUUAUUGAAUAAGGCAGUGGAUCAAGCUAUGGGGAAAAAAGAAUUUGACCCCCAUACAGAACGGCCGCCAGCCCAAAGGCUAGUUUCCAUGCAGCCCUCGCUAUACGCGCCACUUGUCGACGUGACUCGCGCUCGUCUCGGCUUCGGUCGCAACGGGCUAAGAAUUGUCAACAGAGAACUGCACUCUCCGGACCAUUUGGUGCAAUUGCAAGCGCUACAUAGUGUGCUGGAUCAAGUGCAAAUAUCAGAAAAUGCAAUGUACCUAAUAAACAUUCACUUGGUGUAUCGGUUGAUAGACUUAAUGCGUAAUGAAGAUCCUGUCAUUCGAGAAAAGGUUUGCCUGAUUCUGACCACGUUGGCGACUUACCGCCAAGGGAGAGAAAGGAUUAUGACUCGACCGAGAAUUAUUAAAAAUCUCAUGUGGCUUAUCCUCAGAGAUAGAAAGGAAAUAAGAUUUGUCGCGGCGAAUGCGUUAAAAUCAUUGACAGAACACAGAUGCUCUCUAGCAAAGAUACUGGAAAACAAAACUAUCGUUGAAGAUUUACUGCGAAUGGUUGUCAAUGACCACAAGGGAAUUGUAGCGAUACAUCUGAAUACAAUUACUAAUCUUGCUGAUUGGGAUGCGGAGAGACCAUUGAAAGCGAAUGCUUUUCAAAUCAUGAUGCAGUUAUUUGAAGAUGACGACCCAAAAAUAAUAUCAGGAGCAAUGGACUGUAUGACGCAGCUCUGCAAACAUGAAGUUGGUAAAACUCUAGCUGAUACGCAUGACCUGACUUUUGUUUUGCGUCCCUAUCUGAUACAUAAUUCAGCAGAAGUGAGAAUCAGUGCAGUAGCUUUAAUGUGUUACACGACGAUCACAACGCGGUCGAAAUGGCGCGCAAAAGAAGUUUGCGAGGAAUUGACUAGAGUGCUCGUGAAUUUAUGCUACAGGUCGAAUAAGCCCUUGCUUCAAAUUAGCGCUAUGCAAGUUUUGAUCAAUUUGUGCGACUGUCCUGAUGUUAGGAGCCAUAUGAAGUGGCAUUGGGAGAAGCGAGUGAAACAAAUACGCAUACGAACUCACGAAGAGUGGGACGGCACAACGGAAACUUCUAGUUACGGUUUGGAAACUGGGCACAAUUAUCGAACUAUGUGCAUAGAAAAAGUAGAAACUAUUAAAAAUGAUUUCGGAGACAACGCCGAGGUGGUAAACGUACAUAGCUAUUUACGACGAAUACAUGAAGUCAAGGAACGCUUAUUAUAUGCAAUUAAUUGGCAAUCUUAUAGGGAUUGAAAUGAAACGACAAUAAUAAUUUUGGAAGCA
Molecule: messenger RNA, 1379 nt
Organism: Colias croceus (clouded yellow)
Lineage: Eukaryota; Metazoa; Arthropoda; Insecta; Lepidoptera; Pieridae
Exons: 3
Coding region: 24-1349 (441 amino acids)
Source: RefSeq, a predicted model, not a curated record